AAUCCCAAGUAGAAUAAAGGAAAUUGAGGAAAAAGCAAGCGAGUGCAAAGGGUUAAAGUUUAUUUAGCGUCUAAUAAUAGGUGUGCAAAUACAUUGAGCGAUCCCUUCCACAACGGCCCUGUUUCUUUAAGAGACCAUGGUUGUUAAGUUGGCAGAUCAUUGAACCAUAGGAGGGUCAAUAAAAGAAUAAAAAGUCACUGGUUAGUGAUUCGCGAACAAGGAACUUGAUCCCAGUUCAGUGUCUGUGUGUCCAUAUGCUGCCCAGGGUCAGAGAGGGAGAACGGCGGUAUCCUCAGCCCCCUGCGCCUCCUCAGGAUGGCUUCUGGAAGGCUCAUCAAGCUCGUGGUUUUUGAGUUUCUGGAGUUUGCAGCUUUCUCCGUCCCCACGCUUGUGAUCAUGGAGCAGUUUGCCAAAGCCUAUCAGGACACCAGGACGGCGUCCGACAGAACACAUUAUUGGCUGAUCGUGUCCUGUUCUAUUGCCUAUGUGGCUCUAGUGACCCUGGUGAUUUGGGUUCCUGUAAAAGUUCUCUUACACAAGAAACAUCACCUUUACAAAAAAAUUACAGGGUGGAGACCUGUUCUGAUGAUGUGCGUAAUACUCACCACUUUGCCCAGUUUCACGUUUUCCAUAGCGGCGACCGAGAUUCAGAAGAACAUCAGUGGGUCUACUAAUGCCUUACCUGAUAAGUUGUUACCUGACCUGCCUGUAUCUCUGGUCCUGUUAUCCUUGAUCAUAGUUGAUAUCAUUGAAAAACUCAGGAUAUAUCCUCUUAGAGGGAGUCAAAAGGGUAUCAGAGAUGGGGCCAUCCCUACAACCUCUUUGCAGCAAAUAAAAACGGUGACAGAACAAGUGAAGCCAAAUGAAGAAAACCCUGCGUCUCCCCAGGCUGCAGGGACAACCCAGGUGUCCCGGCCACUGGGAGCCACAACACCGAGCCAGACGACUGUGCUGAGGGCACCCCGGGAGCCCUCCUUUCACUCGGGAAUCCUGAAAACAAUGUCUCAGCAGGACGUGCGGGCGGACAUAUUCCUGUGGAGCUUUCUGCUGUGGUCGGACACCAUCGAGAUGGUGCGUGUGGCCGGUCACCCCAGCGUGUACAAGUCAGGCUGGAUAUACCCAGUCUACAUAUUCAGUUUCAUUUCCGUCCUUCGGAUGAUAUUCACUCCCCAAAAUCCUCUUCUCCAUUCCGCGGGCGUCUUGCUGCAGGAUUUACCCUUUGUCUUCGUUAGACUUAGUUUAAUCAUUGUCCUGGGGACGAUCACACCCGUGCUGGGCCUUUGUAAAAACAUACUGGUGACACUAUCUUAUGUUUAUUUCAACCACCUAACCAGACUCAGGGUUUUCUCUACCUUUGAAAUGUCUCCAUUUUAAAGAGAAAAUGGGAUACAGGGUGACCUUUUUGUUAUGCAUCUGUGCACGUUUGUAAUACUUUUUUUUUUCUGGGACAUGAGUUUUUACACUAUAUAAAGAAAUGAAGACUAGAUUGUAGAGAAUAAGUUAUUCAUGAUGACUCUGGUGUACCAUUUUUUUUUUUUACAUAUACAAAUGGUGCUAAAUUUAAACAAUGUUAUAUUCUUAUGAGUUGGCUCUCAGGGAUGUCUAGAACAUGUUAGUAGUUAAUUUUAGUUUUGUUAUAUAUACUGCACUUUUUUCUAAAAACACUUUUCAAUAAAGCCUUUUUAAAAAAAUGAGAAGAUAUUUCCCCACUGUUAGCCCAAGAAUGACAUUUUUAUCUUGUAUAUAAAUUAAAGAGCAUUCUAUGAGUUGAUGAAUUAAAAUUAGGUUGUAGGAAAUGUAUCUGAAGUUAUUGAAGAAUUUUUAGGUUAUACUUUUUUAAAACUAUGGAAAUUGUGGUUUUAGGGUCUACUUCAAAUAUAGAAUUAUAUUCUUUAUGCCACUGAGGCAAGUGAUUUUUAUUCAAUUGACUGAUUUCAGCAUCAAAAGCAAUUCACUUGAGCAGAUAUUCAGCUCAGUUCAAGGCUUAGCUGCAGUACUAACUUAAAAGUUGUUUAGUAUAAUGAAGUCAAGGAACAUCAGCAAUACCUAGAUAAAGUUUUGUAAUAGAAAGCCAUAAAUUGCACACGUAGGUUUCAAAGUAAAAGGAUAUUUUCUUUGUGAAAUUUGAUACCAUCAUAAAAAUCAACAAAUACAAGUCCCGUUUAAAAUGGGAAGUUCAACUUACAAAUAUAAUAGCAAAAGCUUCAGUGUCUUAAGUGAUAUUGUAUCAGGAAGAUCUUGAUGUUAUAAAACAGGCGUCCUCAAACUACGGCCCACGGGGCACAUGCUGCCCACCUAGGAAUCUUACCCGGCCCGCCGGGUGUUUCUGCCGCCGCUGCCUGUCCUGCUUAGCAGCCGACACGUCCCGGGCCCACAGUGCGCACUU
This is a messenger RNA of Microcebus murinus (gray mouse lemur), 2386 nucleotides long. It is a transcript of the gene TMEM236, whose product is annotated as transmembrane protein 236. The record is from RefSeq and is a predicted model, not a curated record. NCBI's taxonomy places the organism in Eukaryota, Metazoa, Chordata, Mammalia, Primates, Cheirogaleidae.